This is a messenger RNA of Suricata suricatta (meerkat), 2810 nucleotides long. RefSeq names its product chondroitin sulfate synthase 3 (gene CHSY3). Gene Ontology annotation, cellular component: Golgi cisterna membrane. Lineage: Eukaryota; Metazoa; Chordata; Mammalia; Carnivora; Herpestidae. The annotation marks the transcript as partial. The transcript has 4 exons. The record is from RefSeq and is a predicted model, not a curated record. Gene Ontology annotation, molecular function: glucuronosyl-N-acetylgalactosaminyl-proteoglycan 4-beta-N-acetylgalactosaminyltransferase activity.
CAUUCCCUUCCAACAGCAGCACAUGGGAAACAAGACCAAAAAAAUCAAGACAAGCGGCCAGUAGCAGAGCAGAGGCGGAGACCGGGAGGCAGCCCCACACGGCCCAGCUCAACAGGUGAUAAGUUAGAAGAGUUUCUUCGGUCACUGAAUAGCAGCAAGCCUCUCUACCUGGGCCAGACUGGCCUGGGGAACAUUGAAGAACUUGGAAAAUUGGGGCUGGAGCCUGGAGAGAACUUCUGUAUGGGAGGACCUGGCAUGAUCUUCAGCCGAGAGGUUCUCAGGAGGAUGGUGCCGCAUAUCGGAGAGUGCCUCCGAGAAAUGUACACGACUCAUGAGGACGUGGAAGUAGGACGCUGUGUUCGACGCUUCGGUGGGACUCAGUGCGUGUGGUCUUAUGAGAUGCAACAAUUGUUCCAUGAAAAUUACGAACAUAAUCGGAAGGGUUACAUCCAAGACCUUCACAACAGCAAAAUCCACGCCGCCAUAACGCUUCACCCCAACAAAAGGCCCGCCUACCAAUACAGGCUUCACAAUUACAUGCUCAGCCGCAAAAUUUCGGAACUUCGCUACCGCACCAUCCAGCUCCACCGGGAGAGUGCUCUGAUGGGCAAGCUCAGUAACAGUGAAGUGAGCAAGGAGGACCAGCAGCUGGGAGUGAUGCCUUCCUUCAACCACUUCCAGCCUAGGGAGAGAGAUGAAGUGAUAGAAUGGGAAUUCCUGACAGGGAAACUCCUUUACUCAGCAUCUGAGAACCAGCCCCCUCGACAGAGCAUCAACAGCAUCCUGAGAACAGCGCUGGAUGACACGGUUCUACAGGUGAUGGAGAUGAUCAAUGAAAAUGCCAAGAGUAGGGGACGGCUCAUUGACUUCAAGGAAAUUCAGUAUGGCUACCGCAGGGUUGAUCCCAUGCACGGGGUGGAGUACAUUUUGGAUUUGCUCCUCUUAUAUAAAAGACAUAAGGGGAGGAAACUGACUGUGCCAGUGAGACGUCAUGCCUAUCUUCAGCAGUUGUUCAGCAAGCCUUUCUUUAGAGAAACUGAAGAGCUAGACGUCAGCAGGCUCGUGGAGAGCAUUAACAGUGACACUCAGUCAUUCUCCUUUAUAUCUAAUUCUUUAAAGAUAUUGUCUUCUUUUCAAGGUGCCAAAGACGUGGGAGGGCACAAUGAAAAGAAAAUACACAUUCUUGUUCCUCUCAUUGGAAGGUAUGACAUUUUCUUGAGAUUCAUGGACAACUUUGAAAAAACUUGUCUCAUUCCAAAGCAGAAUGUAAAGCUGGUCAUCACCCUUUUCAGUAGGGAUUCUGGCCAAGACUCCAACAUGCAUAUGGAGCUGAUCAAGGACUAUCAGAACAAGUACCCUCAAGCAGAAAUGAUCCUGAUCCCGAUGAAGGGAGAAUUUUCCAGAGGUCUUGGUCUUGAAAUGGCUUCUUCCCAAUUUGACAAUGAUACUUUGCUGCUAUUUUGUGAUGUUGACUUGAUCUUCAGAGGAGACUUUCUCCAACGAUGCAGAGACAAUACAAUUCAGGGACAACAGGUGUACUACCCUAUCAUCUUUAGCCAAUAUGACCCAAAGGUAACCAAUGGGGGAAAUCCUCCCGCUGAUGAUGACUUUGUCUUCUCAAAGAAGACUGGAUUUUGGCGAGACUAUGGCUAUGGAAUUACCUGUAUUUAUAAAAGCGAUCUUCUGGGUGCAGGUGGAUUUGAUACCUCAAUACAAGGCUGGGGACUGGAAGAUGUCGAUCUCUACAAUAAAGUCAUUCUAUCUGGCUUAAGGCCCUUCAGAAGCCAAGAAGUAGGAGUGGUGCAUAUUUUCCAUCCAGUUCAUUGUGACCCUAACUUGGACCCUAAGCAGUAUAAGAUGUGUUUAGGAUCCAAGGCAAGUACUUUUGCCUCAACCAUGCAACUGGCUGAACUGUGGUUGGAAAAACAUUUGGGUGUCAGGUAUAAUCGAACUCUCUCCUGACAGUCCAGGCAACACGUAUUGCCUUUUUAAAGGGGAGUUUACCUCAUUGUUCGUUGUUGUUAUUUUUAUUUUAUUAUUGUUAUUUUUAUUAUUAUAAUUAUUAUUGUUAUAAUUUUAUUUUGUUAUCCGGGUCUUAAACUACUCUUGGUUGUCUUCCAAAGGGUGUUUUUUGACCUCAAACAAGAAGAGUCUACAGUUCACUGAUAUUUCAGAUUUCUACUGAAGUCAAUUCUAUAUUACUUUUAUAUAUCUUUAUCCAAGAUUGAGUUAAAUCGUAGCAAUCAAAUGACUUUUGAAGCUCAUUCAUCGUGAGAGACAGCUUAAAAGAAUGUUCUCUUGGGGCUUAAAGAUGCAAUAUCGACUUUUAUUUCGUUUGUUAAAUUCAAUGUGAUACACAUAUUUACUGGUGAAAGGUACCACAAAAGUGCUUUAUGCUUCCUUUGGGGAAGGGACUCUGUAACAUAAACUUGAGUUUUGUAAUUUAUACAAGGACUUAAAUAUAUAGACAAUAAUUUUCUUCAUCUUUAGAAUUUUUAAAGUAAAUGAACACUUAUGAUUGUAUGUUUAUUUUUUAAAAAAGUUUUAAAAAUUGAGGAGUUUUGUUCCACAAGCAACCGGUACGGGCUACCCUGGUCUUCAACAAUUAUGUACUCCUCACAACUGUCUGCUAUAAAUGCGAAUGAACUUUAUUUUCUCAAGGAAAUAUGAUUUAAUUAAAUAUUCAUGUACAUUUUAGAAGCUUUAUGAAACGAUGUCCUUCAUUUGCUGGCAAGAAGAUAAAAUAUGACAGAACCUGGUUAUUUAUAAUAAAACACAGGUAUAACAGUAAUCUUUUUCAAAAACACUGA